Messenger RNA from Penicillium odoratum, 5337 nucleotides. RefSeq names its product type I polyketide synthase. The record is from RefSeq and is a predicted model, not a curated record. Lineage: Eukaryota; Fungi; Ascomycota; Eurotiomycetes; Eurotiales; Aspergillaceae. Bases 1 to 5337 code for a protein of 1778 amino acids. Gene Ontology annotation, molecular function: fatty acid synthase activity; phosphopantetheine binding; 3-oxoacyl-[acyl-carrier-protein] synthase activity. Gene Ontology annotation, biological process: secondary metabolite biosynthetic process; fatty acid biosynthetic process. The transcript has 3 exons.
AUGGUUUCCUUCAAUAGAAGCACUGAGAUCUUAACCUCACCCGAGGGCUCUACGCAUAGGAAAGGCAUCGCAACUCCCGUCUCCAGCAACGAUGAAUUCGAAACAAUAAGCCCCGUCUCUAGUGACCUCUGUGAUGAUAUUGCCAUCAUUGGGAUGGCAUGUCGUGUCCCUGGCGAUGUCAAAUCCCCCUCCGAGUUAUGGCAGUUCCUGCUUGAUAAAGGCGAUGCAUCAGGCGACAUGCCCUCCUGGCGUUGGGAGCCCUAUCGGCAGCGUCAUCCCCGCAAUGCGAGCAUACUGGACCAGACAACCACGAAGGGAUAUUUCCUCAAUGACAUUGAUCACUUCGAUGCUAGCUUCUUCUCUAUUUCUCCACGUGAGGCGGAGCAAAUGGAUCCCCAGCAGCGUAUUGCCCUGGAGGUGGCCUGGGAGGCUUUGGAAAAUGCAGGCAUUUCCCCUUCCAGCCUUGCUGGUUCGAACACGUCAGUUUACAUGGGUGUCAACUCCGACGACUACGCCAAGCUGGUACUGGAAGAUCUUCCCAGUGUUGGUGCACAUAUGGGUGUUGGGACUGCCUAUUGCGGUAUUCCUAGCCGUAUUUCCUAUCUACUGGAUCUGAUGGGUCCCAGUGUUGCACUAGAGGCCGCCUGUGCAUCAUCCCUGGUUGCUGUCCAUCAUGCCAGACAAGCAAUUCGAGCUGGCGAGACUGAUCUUGCCAUUGCGGGUGGUGUCAAUGCACUUCUUGGACCUGGCUUAACCCGCGUACUAGACGAAGCCGGGGCCAUAUCAGCGGAUGGAAAGUGUCGUUCCUUUGACGACUCGGCCAGCGGGUAUGGUCGAGGUGAAGGGGCGGGAGUUGUCAUUCUAAAACGUCUUGAUAAAGCCGUCAUGGAUGGUGACCAAGUGCUAGCCGUACUAAAGGGUAGUGCGGUGGCAUCUGACGGCAGGACACUUGGAAUAAUGGCGCCUAAUGCGCAAGCACAGCUUCUUGUUGCACAGAAGGCGCUCAAAGAGGCGAAAGUUACAUCUGACUCUAUCAACUACAUCGAAGCUCAUGCUACUUCUACAUCGCUAGGAGAUCCUACAGAGAUGAGCGCACUGGCUGAGAUAUAUGGUGCGGGAUCCGGACGCCAUCCAACUGAUCCGUGCUAUGUAGGCUCCAUCAAGCCAAAUAUCGGACAUUUGGAGGCUGGUGCUGGCGUCAUGGGUCUGAUAAAGGCGGUUCUUGUGCUUCGCUAUUGCCAGGUGCCUCCGCAAGCCAAUCUACAGACCUUGAAUACUAAGAUCGAUUGGGAUAAGAACUUACUAUGCUCGCCCCGCGAGCUAGUGACGCUCCCGGAACCUAGUCCAUUACGGCCGUUACGGGCGGCUGUAGCAUCGUACGGAUAUAGUGGCACUGUAUCGCACGCCAUUAUUGAAGCCUUCAAUGGUCGAUCCUCAUUCGAGGAGCGAUUGGCCCAGACUCCAGAUGAUGAUGUCACGCCGGUUCUGCUUCUCUUGUCCGCACCUCAAGCGAACCGCAUCUCUAUAGCAGCUAGAAGGCUAAGCCAGUGGUUGUGCGACAAUAAUGGAGAAGUUUCAUUAUCGGCGGUGGCUACGACACUAUCCCAGCGCCGAGCGCACCACCGGUUCCGCCACGCGAUCGUCGCUGACUCCGUUGCAAAUGCUAUCGCUACACUCAAUGAUGUAGCCCAAGAUGUGCCAAAUCCCUGGGCGCAUAAUGGCCGAGACGGGAAAGAAGCUUUCAAAGGUCCGGUUUGGGUAUUCUCAGGACAUGGUGCACAAUGGCCUGAGAUGGGUCUCCGGUAUUCGCGCAAGUGGUACACAAUCUGGAACAAUCUGGAGCCCAUCAUUCAGGCCGAGUUAGGAUUCUCUGCGAUUGAAAUCCUAAAUUCCUGCUGUCCAGACCGCACCGAUGUGAUCCAGGCGAUGACAUUCCUCAUACAUAUGGGAAUUGCUGCAUUGUUUGAGCAGAAGUGUGGUCCUCCUAUCGCUGUUGUCGGCCAUUCAUUGGGAGAAGCGGCGGCGGCAGUUGUCUCUGGAGCUCUGACUUGGCAGGAAGGGGCCUUGGUCGUCUGUCGUCGAGCACGGCUUUAUCGCGAAUUCAUGGGCAAAGGUUGUAUGGCGCUAGUUAGAAUACCGGCUUCUGAUGCCAGUUCUCGCAUCGCUACGCACCCUGGUGUGUCCGUGGCAAUCGAGACAUCGCCUUCUUCAUGUGUGCUGUCUGGCACCAUUAAUGCCGUCCAACGCAUAUCUGAAAAGCUGCGCGAAGAAGGCAUCGAGGUUCGUGCUAUUUCCUCCGAUGUGCCUUUUCACACGCCACUGCUGGAAAGUCUGACAGGCCCUCUGCUGGAGGCGCUACAAGGCGAGCUCAACCCCCAAGCGCCACAUAUAGCUCUUUAUUCAACAUCACUAGAGGAUCCACGAUUAGAGGCGCCACGUAAUGCGCAGUACUGGGUGGCAAACAUGAUCCAACCGGUCCGACUACAGUCAACAGUGGCAGCACUUGUGGAUGACGGGUUCCGAGCAUUUGUCGAGUUAUCGAGUCAUCCCAUCGUGACUCACUCUAUCAUUGAAACGGUUAGCGAAAAGACAAAAGAUAGAUUUAUCGCAACACCGACCAUGGUGCGCAGACAGCCGGCAUUAAAAAGCAUAUUGGCUGGUGUAGGGCGUCUGCACUGCUUUGGCUGCCCCAUGAAGUUCACAAAUCCCAACCCGAGCGCUGCAUGGAGCUCCUCAGUGCCCUGUACUACCUGGGAUCACCAGCCAUUCUACCGUGCCGUGGGCAGGAUGACGGCUGCACAGUUAGCGCCAACGCACAACCCAGCGGCCAAUGAUCUACUGGGUUCUCGCACCGCCCUAUGGGGAACUGACGAAGUGCUUUAUCAAACCCACCUGCAGGAUGAUAAUCGGCCCUUUCCCGGCCGCCAUCCAUUACAUGGGUCCGAGAUCGUACCCGCUGCCGUACUAUUGCGUACAUUUUUGCGUGCACUGUCACCUAGGAGCGUCGAGAAGGUUUCUCUCCAAGUGCCUGUAGUGGUUUCUCCACCGCGUGAGAUCCAAAUCCGACAAAAUACACAGAUAAUCUCUAUAACAUCCCGUUUGGAAGAGGCAACAAGCGUCGAGGACGGAUCCUGGCUUGUCAACACUACUGCCACUGUGGGUACAGCGGAUGCAGCACCCUCCUUCGGCAAUGUUGAUCUGGCGGUUAUCAGCAAAAGAAUGUCACAGAAGCUGCCAGAAAACUUUUCAAUUGAAUAUCUCGCAUCUGUGGGUGUUUCAGCCAUGGGAUUCCCUUGGCGAGUAGUGAACCAUAUGGCCAACAACAACGAGAUGCUAGCCAGGGUAGAGGCCAACUCAGCAAGUGUCCCCGGUAUGAACGAUUCUCUAACCUCCAUUAUGGAUGCAGCGACUUCGAUUGCUUCGACCCUUUGGCAUCACGAGCCCCGGCUACGGAUGCCCACGGCUGUCGACCGUGUCGUGUCAGUCAAUGUGGCUACUCCGGAAGUCGUGUACAUCCACUGCACCAAGGCACAAUCGGCUGUCAACAUAGCUGAUGUGAUCAUCAUCAGGGAGGAUGGAAUGGUCCUGAUGGAAAAACAGGGCAUGGCAUUUGCGGGCGUGGAAGGCGAGUCCUUCUCGGGAAAAAGCACUUCAGGUCUCCCGCCAGCUGUGCUGACCGAGGAGCCAUUGGAGUUUGCCCACAUCGCAUUCCUCGCAUCCGAUACCACCAAUACCCAGCUGGAGACAUACAUAAGGCAGCUGGAUAGCCGAGGGAUAUCUACUUCUAUCCAUCAAGAUACCACAGACUUGCCAUGGGGAAUUCAUCCGUCUCUGGCAGUCUUCUACCUCCCUCAAGUCACAGAUCAAAUUUUCGACACUGCUACCAUCGCCUGCGAUGGCCUCGUUGCUGCUGCGCAGGCUAUCCUGCGCUUAGGCUCCGAUGAAAAGACUGUGCGGCUUUUCGUCAUCACCUCCGAGGGCAAUCUAGGCCACAGCGCCCUCACUGGCCUUAGUCGUGUUAUUUUCGCGGAGCAUCCUGAAAUCUGGGGGAGCCUUAUCAAUGUCGAAGACUAUUCCACAUUCCCCUUCAUGGCAAUGCGAUACGUCAACAAUGCUGAUGUAAUCAAAAUACGCGACGGGGUUCCGCGCACCGCCCGCCUUCGUCCGCUCCGCUCCGCCCCACUCCGCUCCACUCCCGCUCCGGGGACUAUCACUUUCUCCCCAGCAGCCACUUAUCUAAUUACUGGUGGGCUCGGGUCCCUGGGCCUUUCAGUGGCUAAUUGGAUGGCUAGUCAAGGUGCACGACGUAUUGUGCUUGUUUCUCGUCGCUCCUUAUCGCCACGUUCCACUUGGAUGACCUCACAAUGCACCGAUACUCAAUCUACUAUCGAAAGUUUACUUUCUCUCGAACGUCUCGGCGCUACUAUCUACCCUCUCGCUAUUGAUAUAUCUCACCCAUCUGCAGCAACCAACCUCCGCUCGGCGCUGGCCACCCUUAACCUCCCACCCGUAGCUGGCGUAGUUCACGCUGCUGGCGUCCUCUGCGACCAGCUAGUCGAACAAAUCACCCCAGAAGCAUUCAAAGCUGUGUUGGCACCAAAGAUAGCAGGCGCAUUAGCACUCCACACUGUCUUCCCACCUAAUUCUCCUAGUCUAGACUUCUUUGUCCUCUUCUCAUCCUGUGGGCAACUGCUAGGUUUCCCUGGCCAAGCAUCGUACGCAAGCGGGAAUGCGUUUUUGGACGCUUUGGCUGAAUCAAGAAAAAUAGAGGGUGACAAUGUCCUCUCUCUUCUCUGGACAUCAUGGCGCGGCAUGGGUAUGGGAGCCAGUUCAAAUGGCGCCUUGGGGGCGGAGCUAUAUGCUCGUGGUAUCACAGAUGUGACACCUGACGAGGCAUUCAAAGCCUGGAGCUCCAUUUCCUCCAUUGCAGAGGCAAAUCACGGUGUUGUUCUCCGGGCUAGAUUGCUUGGAUCUGGAGAGCCAUUGCCUCAUGCCAUCCUCAAGGAUAUUGUUGGUUGGAAAAAGACAAGUGUGAAUGAGGGCGAGGCUGGCAAAAUUGAAGAAAAAAAGAAAUUGACUGGUCAGGAGUUGAUGGAGCAUUUGCGUGUUGUUGUGAAGAAAUGUGUGUCGAAGACGCUGUCCAUUGUGGAGGAAAUCGAUGAGACGGUAGCCUUAUCAGAGAUGGGAAUGGAUUCGGUAAUGACAGUCCAUUUCAGGAUGUCUUUGCAGCAGGCAUUGGCUGUCAGUGUUGGACCAACUUUGUUGUGGAAGUACCCGACGGUUCGUCAUUUGGUUGAGCACCUUUAUCAGGCUUUGGACGAAAAGUCCUCUUCUUAG